AUGAAAAUAUAUGGCAAUUAAACAUCUUUAAAGUAAACUUUUAUUGUUUCUCAUUACAUUAUUUACUAAUAAUAGAAAGCAGAAAAAGAGGCUCAAAAGGAAGAAUCCAAAAUUCCAUACUCAGGUGGCUCUAAAAAAAAUAAUCAUUAUCAUCAUAAGCAACAUAAAAGUGUUGGUAAACCUGUAUCAGAAUCAAAAAAUAAUAGCGAUUUAUAUGAAGAAAAUAAAAAAUAAAAUAAUUUUAGUCCUUAGCUAAAGGAGUUAAUGACAAAUUACGUCAUGGAAGCAGGCGCAUUUGACCCCUUCUAUUUAAAUGAUGCAGAAUAGUUUAAUAAAAAAAGUAAAAACUCAGAUUAAAGUGUUGAUAUUUAAAAACCAAAUGAGAGAGUUAAGACUCAAAAGCAUAAAAAAUAAGCUAAUGAAAGAGAAGGUUAAUAAUUAAAAGCUUCAUAAAAUGAAGAAGUAGAAUAGUAAGAAAAUAAUGAAGUUGAUUUAUUAGAAGUCAGAAAACGUUCAUUCAGUAUAAAUAAUGGUACACUAUUAUUACCAAAUGAUAUUGCUGUAUCAUCACGUACAUUAUCGUCUGAAAAACGCGAAGAUAACAAAGAUAAAGAUAAUAGUGAUAAAAGUGAUGAAGAUGGUGAUAAUUUAAGCGAUGAGGAUAAAAGUGGAUCUGGAAAUAGCAGUGAUAGUGAUAAAAAUAGUAGUAGCAGUGGCGGUAAUAGUGAUGAUAGUAGUGAUGACGAAGAUGAUGAUGAAGAAAGCAUAAGAAUAAAGGAGAGUUAACAAAGCGAAAAAAAUGAAAAUGGAUUAUAUGAAAGUGAAUUUUUUAACAGUUAAAAUAACUGGGGGAGAAGAAAAAAACUAAACCUAAGCUAAACUAGCGAGUCUUUUGAUGAAAAUCUUUACUGUAACUAUGAAAAUUUUAAUGGAAGUUCUUCUGUGAAUUUAAAAUAAAUAAAGACAAAUGUUAUGAUUAUAGGUGAAUCUAAAAUUGGAAAGACAGAACUAUUAUCCGAAAUGUUUACAAAUAAUUAAUUUCCUUCUAAAUUAAAUGCAAAUUACUCUCUUGACCUGAUGAUACAUAAACUUUCAAAAAGCGAAUAGGAAUAUAAAAUUUGUCUUUGGAUUUAAAAUUUAUCUACCAUGCAGUAUUAAUGGAUAAUAGAAUAGGUCUAUUAUAAAAUAGUGAGCACUUUUAUAUUUUUGUAUAACGAUUCUGACCCUAAAUCUCUUGAAGCUGUUAAAACCACAUAUUAAAAAACAAAAGCUUAAGCACCUAACGCAAAAUAUAUUUUAAUCGGAAUUACAACUCAUAGUACUAAUGAAUAAAAGGAAAUAUAAGAAAAAGCAAAGGCAUUUUCUGAUGAGAAUAAUUUCACGUAUUAUUUUGAAAGAAUUUAAUCUUAACCAACUGAAGAAACACAUCUGAAUUCUUUAAAGCACUAUGUAUGCCCUUUACUCUUCGAUAAAGAAAGCAACGAUUCAUUUAAAUGCAGUGAUUUCUAAAUUUGCUAAAACUCAACUCAAGAUUCUCCAAAAUCUAUAGAAUUUUCUUUGAAUAAAAAUAUAUCUCAAGAGUUUUGUUUUGCAAAACAUAUUUAAAAUUCGUAAUCACCUGUUCGAACUAGAAACAUUGAUUUAAGUGAUAUAGACCAAAUCAAAUAUUCAUAAAAUAUAAAUUUCAAAGAUGGAAACGGGUAUUGCUUAUCUGAAACAAGAAGAUAACAAAAAAAUUUUACGGAGGAAGAUGCAAAUGGUAAAAGUGAUAGAUAUUUUAUAGACUAGGAUGAAAAUAUGCAAUAUACUUAAUCAAAUAAAACACUAUAAACGUUCCCACUAAUAAAUGAAAAUAAUUAAAUAAUCUAAGAAACCUAUUCUUGGCCUAUCUAAUCAAAUUCACCUAUCAACUUCGACUAAAAUAAAAACUACUUAGAUAAAAGUGCCUGUAUAAAUUUGAUACCCAGCGAAAUUCAAAGUGUAGACAAUUAGAUAUAAGAUUAACAAUUAGAAUAGCAAUUAAAAAUAGGUGAAUCCUCUAACUUAGAAUCUACUUAACAAAAUUUGUAGCUAUCUGAUCAUACAUUAUCUGAAAUUCCUAUAAAAAUAAGUUAAUAAGGGUGA
Tetrahymena thermophila SB210 is the source of this 2124-nucleotide messenger RNA. RefSeq names its product miro-like protein. Lineage: Eukaryota; Ciliophora; Oligohymenophorea; Hymenostomatida; Tetrahymenidae. Gene Ontology annotation, molecular function: GTP binding; GTPase activity. The record is from RefSeq and is a predicted model, not a curated record. The transcript has 4 exons.